Aspergillus fijiensis CBS 313.89 is the source of this 717-nucleotide messenger RNA. RefSeq names its product orotate phosphoribosyltransferase. NCBI's taxonomy places the organism in Eukaryota, Fungi, Ascomycota, Eurotiomycetes, Eurotiales, Aspergillaceae. Gene Ontology annotation, biological process: pyrimidine ribonucleoside biosynthetic process; pyrimidine nucleotide biosynthetic process; 'de novo' pyrimidine nucleobase biosynthetic process. Bases 1 to 717 code for a protein of 238 amino acids. Gene Ontology annotation, molecular function: orotate phosphoribosyltransferase activity. The record is from RefSeq and is a predicted model, not a curated record. Gene Ontology annotation, cellular component: cytoplasm. The transcript is spliced from 3 exons.
AUGGCCCUCCCCGCUUACAAGACCACCUUCCUGGAGUCCUCCAUCUCCGCCAAGGUCCUGACCUUUGGCACUUUCACCCUCAAGUCGGGCCGUCAUUCCCCCUACUUCUUCAACGCCGGUACCUUCCACACGGCUUCGCUCCUCUCUGCCCUCUCAACCGCCUACGCCCACACCAUCAUCACCUUCCUCGCUGAGAACCCAUCCAUCCCCAAGCCCGACGUGAUCUUCGGCCCUGCAUACAAAGGCAUCCCACUCGCCUGCGCCACCCUGCUCGAGCUCCACCGCCUGCAGCCCGACGCCUGGGCCGAGGUGUCCUACAGCUACAACCGCAAGGAGAAGAAGGACCACGGCGAGGGCGGCAGCAUCGUGGGCGCCGGCCUGAAGGGCAAGAACGUGCUGGUGAUCGACGACGUGAUCACCGCCGGCACGGCGAUGCGCGAGACCCUCGACCUGGUCGCCCAGGAAGGCGGCAAGGUGGUCGGCUUCGCCGUCGCGCUGGACCGCCAGGAGAAGAUGCCGGGUCCCAAGGACGCCAGCGGCGUGGAGGACGACGCGCCGCGCAUGAGCGCCAUGGGUCAGAUCCGCAAGGAGUACGGCGUGCCCACCACGAGCAUCGUCACCCUGGAUGAUCUGAUCCGGUUGAUGCAGGAGAAGGGCGCGGGCGAGGAUAUGCGCCGGCUGGAAGAGUACCGGGCUAAGUACCGGGCUAGCGAUUAG